AUGGCAACUCGGACAUCAACUCGAUCAACUAAAGCGGUCAAAUUUGUCGAUUCAGCUGAAUCAGACGAAGAUGAAGACUUAGAUAAAUCCUCGGUAUUACCAAUAAAUAGUGUUAGUAAGAAACCUCGAGGUCGACCACCGAAGUCUCGUCGAAGUCAGCCAAAUGACGAUGAAGAAUGGGACGGAGGAAACGAACAAAUCGAUGAAGAAGACGAUGAAAUUCACGAAGAUCAUAAAAUUGAUAUUGAACGAGAUGUUACGAAAACCAUGCAUAUGAAUAGAUCAACAGAUUCCGUUUAUGAUUUUGGUGAAACAUCAAGGAAAUGGACGAAAUCUACACCACAAAGGAAUAAUAUUGUAUCGAAAGCAAGUGUUAGUGAUAGUGGAAAAACGAUGGAAAAACUGAUGUGUUCGUAUUGUAAUUAUACAACAACGAAAAAAUAUCUUCUUCAAAGACACUUAAAAUCUCAUUCAACUGAACGACCACAUAAAUGUGCAUAUUGUGAUCGAUCGUUUAAAACAACUAUUCAAUUAACUAAUCAUGUUAAUACGCAUCUGGGUGUUAAACCAUUUCAAUGCAAAUUUUGUGCGUUUUCAUUUACAACAAGUGGAGAACUGAUUCGACAUGUUCGAUAUAAACAUACACUGGAAAAACCACAUCGAUGUGAAGAAUGUGGCUAUGCAACAGUUGAAUUAAGUAAACUACGACGACAUAUUCGUACACACACUGGAGAAAAGCCCUACGCUUGUCCGCAUUGUUCGUAUUGUAGUCCGGAUACGUUCAAAUUAAAAAGACAUUUGCGUGUGCAUACAGGUGAAAGACCAUAUCAAUGUACAAUUUGCAAUUUUCGAUUUACCCAAAGCAAUAGUUUAAAAGCUCAUAUGUUAACUCAUCAAGCUGAAAAACCAUCAUUUCCAUGUUCGUAUUGUCCAUCUGUCAUGGCUCGAAAAUCUGAUCUUCGUUAUCAUGUUAGUAAACAACAUUCCCGUCAAUCAGAACCAUUGCCGUGUAACAAAUGUGAUGAAGAUUUUCCUGAUAAAUAUACAUUACGUAUGCAUGGAAAAACACACAAAGGUCAAACAAUUCAUUCGUGUACUAAUUGUGAAUUUUCUGCUAAUACAAGUCAGCAAUUAGAAGAUCAUAUGAAUAAACAUCGUGGCACUCGUCCAUUCCAAUGUAGUGAAUGUGGCUUGAUGUUUGCUGCUCGCGCUGAUUUACGUGCACACAUUACACGUACGCAUAAGAAUGCUUCAGCAGCAAUCGUAACGAAUCCACCAACGAUUGGAAAUCGUCGUCCACAACGACGUGCAGCAUCAUUACAACAUCGUUAUAUUGGUAUGUCAUCAGGUCCUGAAGAUGAAGAACAACAACAUGAAGAAGAAGACGGUUAUCAUUGUUCAAUAUGUCAACGACAAUUUACAUCAGCACGUUUAUUAGAUCGACAUACAUUUGCUGUACAUGAACAAAAACAUGAUGUAUAUGAUGAAAGAGAUUAUCAAACAAAUGAAAUAAAUGAAGAUGACGUUCACGAUUAUGCUGAUGAUGAACUUGAAGAAAAAAUCAAUCAUAAGAUUAUUAAUAAAAAUGAAAAUAUUGUUGAAGGAAUGGAAGAAGAUGAUUAUGAUGAAGAAGAGGAAGAUUUAGCACCACACGUUGAAGAUAUUGCUGAAGGUGAUGAAGAUAUGGAACAAAUACCGACGAUUAAAUCAGUAUCAUCAGCUAAUAAAAAACAAAUUGGAAUAAUAAGAAAAUCUGAUGAUCAGGAAAGUUUCUCAGAUAAAAGAAAGUUUAACAUUAAUAGAACUACAUUCAUACCCAACGAAGAUGAAAAACCCGACUUAGAUGUAUUCGGUUUUGAUGGAUAA
Rotaria socialis is the source of this 1866-nucleotide messenger RNA. NCBI's taxonomy places the organism in Eukaryota, Metazoa, Rotifera, Eurotatoria, Philodinida, Philodinidae. The record is from the annotation of a GenBank genome assembly.